Messenger RNA from Morone saxatilis (striped sea-bass), 1341 nucleotides. RefSeq names its product serine and arginine rich splicing factor 3b (gene srsf3b). Gene Ontology annotation, cellular component: nuclear speck. The transcript is spliced from 6 exons. Lineage: Eukaryota; Metazoa; Chordata; Actinopteri; Moronidae. Bases 146 to 643 code for a protein of 165 amino acids. The record is from RefSeq and is a predicted model, not a curated record. Gene Ontology annotation, biological process: mRNA splicing, via spliceosome. Gene Ontology annotation, molecular function: RNA binding.
AGUAACCCCGCCCUCAUCCUGGUCACCACACUCACAAACGUGUUUUCCGUCACGCCAUUUUCCAUCGCCGACCGAGAGAGGAACAAACCACCCGGAGGAGCGCGAACACUUUGAGCUGGAACUGGCAACGAAACAAGAUUCAGUCAUGCAUCGUGACUGUCCACUUGACUGUAAAGUCUAUGUUGGAAAUUUGGGCAACAAUGGAAACAAGACAGAGUUAGAAAGGUCGUUUGGCUACUAUGGUCCUCUCCGCAGUGUUUGGGUGGCCAGGAACCCUCCAGGCUUCGCCUUUGUUGAAUUUGAAGACCCCAGAGAUGCUACUGAUGCAGUGCGUGAGCUCGAUGGAAGGACAUUGUGUGGUUGCCGGGUGCGAGUAGAGCUGUCCAACGGUGAGAAGCGCAGCCGCACCCGUGGCGCUCCCCCUUCGUGGGGCAGGCGUCCUCGAGACCGAGAUGACUACAGGCGUCGUAGCCCGCCACCCAGACGAAGAUCCCCACGCAGGAGGAGCUUUAGCCGCAGUCGAAGCAGGUCUUUCUCCAGAGACAGGAGGAGGGAGAGGUCCCUCUCCAGGGACAGGAACCACAAACCUUCAAGGUCCUUUUCUCGAUCAAGGAGCCGCUCCAGGUCUACUGACAGGAAAUAGAGGAAUGUCUGUCAGGUGUAAAGGGAGCUGAAGACGGAACGGUUGUACAAUCGUUGCCGUUUCAUAUGAUAGACUUCAACAUGGCCGACAUGGUCAUUUUUGUGUUGGGUUUUUUAAACAAUCAUGCAUUUUAGUGUCUCCCCCCCCCUUUUGUUAUGUAAUUUUCAAAAACAUUGAGUGGGUGUGUACAGGUGUGAUGCCUCACGUCAGUCACAUACAUCUUGUCGGUCCUGAAACAGUCGUGCCACCCAGCAUUCCAGUUUACCAGUUAAUCUCUUAAGAGCUUCGGUUUUUGUCAAUGAAUGUACUGUGUAGUUUGACUUAGUGUGAGUAGUUCCUCAUUUAUUUUCAUUGUGUAAAAGCCAGCAGUUUUCUUUUUUUCUUUUUUUUUAAGGAAGGGUUGGGAUGAUUUGUAAGAAAGUCCCUCCUUUUUGAUUGUCUGUAAAGCCAACCUGUUUUCAACGUGCUACUUUCUUACUUCAUACUGAAGGUUUCCAUCUGUUAAUGGUUGGUUGUUUGUAAUAAAUGCACCCCCUCAUUCAAAAUGCAAAUCUAUGGCAUUGAUUUAAAAGGUGUAAUGAACACAAGUCAAAAUUUUGUCUAUGAAGUUUUCCAUUAUUUUUCUUUUCUUUUGUUUGAUACUAUGUGAAAUUGUCUCAAUUAAAAAUACCGGUUGAUAAAAAACAAAAAAAACAAAA